AUGGGACAGAUUCGUAGAGUCAACGAAAUAUGUUACGAGUAUUUGGAGCAAGCCGAUUUUUCAUUCUGGUCACGAGCACUAUUCGUGGGCGACUGGUACAACAUCAUGACAAACAACAACGCAGAAUCAUUGAACUCAAUGCUGAGACAUGCCUGUUCGUUGCCAAUCACAUGCUUGGUUGAGCACAUUCGUAAAACAAUGCAGAAGUGGUUUUACGAACGACGAACCAAUGCAACCUCAUGCAACAACUUGACCCAAGUUGGAAUAUCCAACGAUACGGAGAUUGUGGACUUCUCCGACAACACAUGCACCUGUCGUGAGUUUCAACUAAAUCUUAUGCCAUGUGCUCAUGCAACUCGUGCUGCUACGCUGAUUCGUAAGUCAUUAUACGAUCUAUGCUCUCCGUACUAUAAAUCAGAAUACUGGAGGGGUGCCUAUAUGGAAGUAAUAUCUCCCGUUACGCGGGAAGUGGACUGGGUUGUUCCAAAUGAAAUCCUAGGUACUCCUAUUUUGCCACCGAUUGUACGUCGCCCUCCAGGUAAACCACCCACGCGACGUAAGCGAGCUAGAUACGAGUUCACUACCCAACUGAGAAAAUGCACUGGAUGUGGGAGAGUUGGUCAUAAUCGGACCACAUGUUCGAACCCCACUGUAUCACAAGCCACUUGA
Messenger RNA from Olea europaea var. sylvestris, 669 nucleotides. RefSeq lists its product as uncharacterized. Gene Ontology annotation, molecular function: zinc ion binding. The transcript has 2 exons. NCBI's taxonomy places the organism in Eukaryota, Viridiplantae, Streptophyta, Magnoliopsida, Lamiales, Oleaceae. The record is from RefSeq and is a predicted model, not a curated record. The coding region runs from base 1 to 669 and encodes 222 amino acids.